Molecule: messenger RNA, 396 nt
Organism: Magnolia sinica
Lineage: Eukaryota; Viridiplantae; Streptophyta; Magnoliopsida; Magnoliales; Magnoliaceae
Product: beta-cubebene synthase-like
Exons: 3
Coding region: 1-396 (131 amino acids)
Molecular function (GO): terpene synthase activity
Source: RefSeq, a predicted model, not a curated record
AUGACAAUGAAGGAGAUUGAUGUACUAACCAAACAACGGGCUGAAGAACUGAAGGAACAAGUGAAGAGCAUGCUCUCUGAUGUCAAUGAUUGUUUGCAAGAAUUGAAUUUAAUCAAUGAAAUUCAACGUCUUGGGGUUGCCUAUCACUUUGAAGCAGAGAUUAAAGAUGCAUUACAUAAGAUGUAUGAUGCCCAUAUUAACGGCAAUGAUGUUAGCGAUGAUCUUCAUGCCACUGCUCUUUGGUUUCGGCUCCUAAGGCAACAAGGGUGUAACGUGUCAUCUACUUUUACUGUUAAUCUUGCUGGAACUCUUCCCCUGAUUGUAGCAAAGGUGUUAGAAUGCAGCUUAAGUGUAUGUCAGCGAAGCGUCUUAUGUGAAAUUGACAAACAAGACUGA